Molecule: messenger RNA, 4035 nt
Organism: Nothoprocta perdicaria
Lineage: Eukaryota; Metazoa; Chordata; Aves; Tinamiformes; Tinamidae
Gene: PRPSAP1
Product: phosphoribosyl pyrophosphate synthetase associated protein 1
Exons: 10
Coding region: 318-1469 (383 amino acids)
Biological process (GO): 5-phosphoribose 1-diphosphate biosynthetic process; purine nucleotide biosynthetic process
Cellular component (GO): ribose phosphate diphosphokinase complex; cytoplasm
Molecular function (GO): magnesium ion binding; ribose phosphate diphosphokinase activity
Source: RefSeq, a predicted model, not a curated record
ACUUUUUUUAUACUUUUUUGUUUGUUUGUUUUUAACCUCCUGCCAGUGCAAGGCUCCUCAGGUGGUGCCCCAGGGCCUUGCUGCUGAGASGAAAGCCCCGGAGCAGUUCAGAGCUGGAAAGCGCUGCUCGAGGCCCGGCCGGACCUUUCCCGCUCCAUCCCCUCACCCUCCAGCCGCUGUGCUUCCUUACAGCCACUCCGAUCCCCCCUUUGCACUUAGCAAUCCCAGUAAAGCAACAGAUCCCAGUUAGCGGCAGGGUUGCCCUCCUCCUUCCCACCCCUUAAGGGGCGGUGAUAGCGGCGCAGAGGAAGGAAAGGAUGCCACGGAAGCUGUUGUUGCCUUAUAAAUCUGUUUUCCCCCACUUUCGAGCUCCAAGGGCUUUGCAUGACUCCUUGGCAAUGAACGCGGCCAGAAGCGGCUACCGGGUCUUCUCGGCGAACUCCACAGCAGCCUGCACGGAGCUGGCCAAGCGCAUCACCGAGCGUCUUGGUGCCGAGUUGGGGAAAUCUGUGGUGUACCAGGAGACCAAUGGAGAAACAAGAGUUGAAAUAAAAGAAUCAGUCCGGGGACAGGAUAUUUUCAUUAUACAGACGAUCCCCAGAGAUGUAAACACUGCGGUAAUGGAGCUGCUGAUUAUGGCUUAUGCUCUGAAGACCUCCUGCGCCAGGAACAUCAUUGGGGUCAUCCCUUACUUUCCCUACAGCAAACAGAGCAAAAUGAGGAAGAGGGGCUCGAUCGUUUGCAAGCUGCUGGCUUCCAUGCUAGCCAAGGCAGGUUUAACGCACAUUAUCACUAUGGACCUUCAUCAAAAGGAAAUCCAAGGCUUCUUCAGCUUUCCAGUAGACAACCUGAGAGCCUCUCCUUUCCUGCUUCAAUAUAUACAGGAAGAAAUUCCAGAUUACAGAAAUGCAGUUAUUGUAGCCAAGUCUCCUGAUGCAGCAAAAAGGGCUCAGUCUUACGCCGAGAGAUUGCGCCUGGGACUAGCAGUGAUACAUGGGGAGGCCCAGUGUACAGAGCAGGACAUGGAUGAUGGUCGUCACUCUCCCCCCAUGGUCAAAAAUGCAACUGUGCAUCCUGGUCUGGAGCUGCCACUGAUGAUGGCCAAGGAGAAACCGCCGAUAACCGUGGUGGGAGAUGUCGGAGGAAGAAUUGCUAUCAUUGUGGAUGACAUCAUCGAUGACGUGGAGAGCUUCGUGGCUGCUGCGGAGAUCCUGAAGGAGCGAGGAGCCUACAAGAUAUUUGUGAUGGCUACUCACGGGCUCCUGUCUGCAGACGCGCCCCGUCUCAUAGAGGAAUCCUCCAUCGACGAGGUGGUAGUAACCAACACAGUUCCCCAUGAGGUGCAGAAGCUGCAGUGCCCCAAGAUAAAGACUGUGGAUAUCAGUUUGAUCCUCUCUGAAGCCAUCAGACGAAUCCACAACGGGGAGUCCAUGGCCUAUCUCUUCCGCAACAUCACCGUCGAUGACUAGAUCGGGCACUGCCCCUGUCCCGGCUUCCACAAGAGCAGGAGAUAUGCAUGAAAAGGCAAUGCCAUAAAUUAUAGACAUAACACAACUGUUUAUUCUUGUAGGGAGGGUGAAGGUUUUCAGGGACUUGAGCCAUGAGAUACAACAGAAAAAAAAAGAGUCAAUUCAACCAGCACUUUAUAGGUGAACAGAAGAGGCCACUGGCUGUGGGGAGGAUUAUAGGCUUAUACUUUAAUUGGAAGAGAAAUAAGGAGACUUUAAAUGUUUAAAUUCCUUUAUUUUUUGUAGUGUUGUCUCUUGCGCUCUUUUCAAAAAAAAACAAACUACUGUCAGCUUCUAGGAGAUGGGGAAUAUUCAUUUGCUGCGUGUGAACAGAUGUGACAACAGGAGGAAGCAGCCCUCGGGUUUCUUUUCUGCCUGUGACCUGCAUGAGCGAGCGCAGAAGGAAAUGCUUUGUUUCUGCUGCUGUGAGCAGAGCAGAGCCUUGCCGGUUCGGAGGCCUGGGCUCUUGUGCAGCACAGCGAGCGCUUUCUCUGGAGGCAGGUUAGCAGAACGUCCAGAAAAGGCAGYUCGGGGGCAGCCCGUGCCAAGGGCUAGUCAUGGCCUCGUUUCCAGGGGCUGGCAGCACGUUCACGUGCAGCUCUCAGCAGGGCAGGAGAUUGUACUAAAUGCGCUGGCCUUUGCGGUUGCUGAGCUGGGAUUGUUMCUGUGCCGCAGUGGGCAGUCACACGAGGAUCUAGGUCCUCACUUGAACGCUUCUCUGCACAGCAAAGGCAGGCAGGAUUGGAACAAUAUCCACCUCUAACACAACGGUGCUUUCCAAGACACUAACACUGAACCUGCAAUAAAAAGCAAAGGAUUUUUCAUUUUUGGAGCUCCCUUUGACCCCUUUUGAGCAGCUGCUGUGUUGGUACCGUGCAGCAGUUGCUGUAAAUAGACUUGCUUGGCAGCUUGUGCAGCUUCUGCAGGGAAGCAGGACUCGUUGCUUGCUCUUUUCUCAAGUGACACUAAUCCUUGGCUGGAGGGGACACUGCAGAGAGCAGCAGACAGUGCUUGUGAGUUGUGGCGGGCUCUGGGGUUGUGUCGAGGUGAAUUCCCCAAGCUGUGAUCUUCGCCCUUGGUGAGACAGGCUAACACACUCCAGGAAAACCUAUCAUAYUUUCCAGCGUGCUGGUGUAAGGAGCAAAUCCUGCCAGAGGCAAUUGCUUGAGAGAACAGUGCUGAUGAAGGGGCUCUCCCUGGCAGGCAUUUGUUUCACGGCACUCAUCCUUCAGCUUCUGCCUGCAUCUUUYUCUUCCACUCCAGCAUCUUAAAUCUAGACGGUGCCAGGGGCAAGUAAUACUGUGAGGGCGGGAGGAGCCUUGAGUAUUAGGCAAAGAAACCUCUCCUGGUACCAGGGGAGUUCAUCUUGCAGACUGAGAGCUGCCUGCCAGCCCAUGAGUGUGCACAAAAACCCAAACUAAGAGCAGCUGGGUCUUUUCUCAUGUUCAUCACUAAUUUAAGCUAAAGCCCAGGGCUAGAGCUGCGCUUUGGUCACUGAUGCCUUUAUUGCAUUUUCAGUCAAGGCUGUGCUCCUUGAUCACAAUGUGGCUCCUAGGUCGGAGGUGGUAAUGUGUUGCUAUAUUUUAGGUGUUAUUGAACAGAUGGACUAAAGCAUGUGAAAUCCUUGCAAAAAUUACCUCCUUGUUCUGGUCUAAGCCAUUCCUGGACCCUGCUGUUCAUACUGGGAAACAAUGCUAAACAUAUAAAAAAAACUUUGCUUUUCUAAGCCCCCGUCAAACUGCCUUGUCAGACCUGCCCGGAGCUGCCUCGAGGCUUCUUGGCUGCUCUUCCUGUGCUCAGACUUGCUUUUACAAGACAGUAUUUUGCUAGCAACGGGUGAAGCCCUGCACCAGCGAGCAUGGGCUGUGCAGGUGUCCUGUGCUUAGGAGCUCCCAGCCCAGUUAUUGCCUGGUCUCGCUUCAAACUCCAUCCUCGUUGGAAGGCAAGAGCAAUUGGCAGCACUGAAAUCCAAUGUCCAUGUCUCAAAAUCCUUCACAACACUUUAGGAAAACCAGGGAUCUGUAUUCUGCAGACCCCAAAUAGUUGGGGAGCUGGUGGUUUGACACAGAUGUGCGUUUGUUACAAGGCUGUAGCACCCGCCUGAUUUAGCCUAGCUUGGAUCUGAUGUGCCGCUAUCUCAGCUUUGAGUCGAAUCUCUCCUUUUUCUGCCCUGAAAUCCAGCCCUUGCCGUAGCAACGUAAUGAAGUAAGAUGGCCCUUUGCCACCUUACGGGGUCUUGCAGCUUUUUCUGACAGUCAUAUUUGCUUCCUAGAAAGCUUGAACAGGCCCUGUGCAGAAACUUAAACCUUUCCRACUGGCAGCUUUGUCAGUAAGCAGAGUAAAGGCUUAGGAUCCCUCUUCGGAGAGUUAGCUCCUUGUCUUGGUGCAUAUUCCCCUCCUGGAACCUCUGCUCCCUCAUUGAAUUCAGUCUUYGCAGCUUGAAAUGAAGUCUGCACAUACCCAUACACACCAGCUAUAUAUUCUUUGAUUUUGCUGCCUGGAAAUUGAUACCUUCUGUCUUUCAAAG